Molecule: messenger RNA, 231 nt
Organism: Tetrahymena thermophila SB210
Lineage: Eukaryota; Ciliophora; Oligohymenophorea; Hymenostomatida; Tetrahymenidae
Product: conotoxin protein
Exons: 1
Cellular component (GO): extracellular region
Molecular function (GO): ion channel inhibitor activity
Source: RefSeq, a predicted model, not a curated record
AUGAAAACUAGUGCUUACCUUAUUGCUCUUUUGCUUUUAUUGUCAACAUUUUUCUUGCUUCUAACAAAAUAAUAAGCAAAAAUAGAGGACAGUAACCUUAUAAACGAAGUCUAAAUACCUGAAUAACCUGAAUCUGCUAACCUUAAAUGCAUAGAUAACUUCCAUCCCUGUAGUAAUGAUCACGACUGUUGCUCCUAAUCUUGCCACUUAUGGCUCUGUAUUGGCUGGUGA